Messenger RNA from Micromonas commoda, 712 nucleotides. RefSeq lists its product with no specific name. Lineage: Eukaryota; Viridiplantae; Chlorophyta; Mamiellophyceae; Mamiellales; Mamiellaceae. The record is from RefSeq and is a predicted model, not a curated record. The transcript has a single exon. The coding region runs from base 156 to 641 and encodes 161 amino acids.
UCCGGUCCAUCGCGCCGGCGCGCUCGAGCUCCGGCGCGCGCCCCACCAGUCCCGGCCGACGGACCCGCCGGUUCGCCUCCUUAGGGCGCCCCGCUUCCGUAAGGAUGUCGCAUUCCCCCGACGACGAUGCGCGCAGGGCGGCCGAGGUCGAGGCCAUGGUCGCCGAGUUUUCCUCCCCGUCCGUCCCGGAGAUCACCGCGAAGGCUCUGAUGGCGCAGAUGCGCGACGCGGGGACCGGAAACCCUAAACCCUACGUCCUCGUCGACGUUCGAACCGCGGACGAGCGCGUCGUGUCUGCCAUCCCCGGAUCCAUCUCCUCUCUCGAGUACGAGUCCGAUUUCGACGCCAAGUACCGUCACGAACGCGUCGUGGCGUACUGCACCAUCGGAUACAGGAGCGGUAAGUACGUGGAGAAGCUCAUUCGGGAAAGAGGGGUGGACGCGUACAACCUGCGCGGGUCCGUGUUGGCGUGGACCCACGCGGCUGGCGAGCUGGCGGAGGACGGAGGCUCGGGCGCGCCGACGAAACGGGUGCACACGUUCGGUAAGAAGUGGGCGCUGGCCGCUGGCGGGUACGAGUCGGUGUGGUUCAACGUGCCGGUGGUGUCUUACGUGAAGAACCUCCUGUUCAGGCGGCGAUGAAGCGCGCGCUCCGGGUGCUCGUAGGUAUCGUCGGCUUCGCUAGCUAUAGUGGGGUUGCUAAGUUUUUGACU